UUACCCGAGGUGGUGAAAAAGAAGGGGGUAAUUUGGUGUUCCAUCAAAACGGCGUUCCAUAGUUAAAAGGAACAGUUUUAUACUUAACAUAUUGGGCUUCCAACUUAAUAAAAGACUUCGUCGAAUCGCUAGAACUUAAUAAAAAUUCGAUCUAGUAACGAAUAAAAAAAUUUCGAACGUUGUUCACAAACAAAUUUGAAACUAAAACCAGUUAAAACUUGUAUUCGUUACCUUGCUGAAAAAUGGAUCUAAAGUUGGCCGACAUCAGCUUGAUCUCAAAGUUAGGACAGAUAAUUGAAAAUAUUGUGAGCAGUGGUCUGAAACAUAUAGAUGAAUCAAAGAUGAGAGAAAUUAAAAACAUCUGUCGAAUUUCAGACAUGUAUGUGAAUGAAGCCUUCAAAAUUGUCAUGCACCAAUUGAGCAAAAUGCAUUCAGAGAUCCGUUUAUCAUCAUUGCUUAUAAUCAAAGAAUUAUUUCAAAGAUCACAUCACUUCAGAGAGCUCUUAAUUGCAGAUUUCCAAUUUUUCUCAAAAUUGGUGCUAGAGAUAGACCCUGAUGCUCCUCUGCCACCUCCUUUAGCAACACUGAAGCAAUUAAAAGUUCUCGCAACAAAAACAAUCAAAGAAUGGUAUGAAACCUAUGGAGAGACUUACAAGAAGCUUAAGAUUGGAUUUCAAUAUUUGAAGAACAGUAAAGUUGUUGAUUUUGAAGACAUGGAAGCUAGAUCAGUUCAGGAGAGACAAAAGAUGCAAGAAAAAGAGGCUAAGUUGACUGCUGUGAGACAAGCAAAACUGAAAGCCUUAAAUGAAGAAGUAACUACUGAAGAUAUUGAAAUUAAUGAUUGUCUUACACAAAUUGAAAAUGGGCUUGAGUUGUUGCUGCCUGAUGAAUUUGCUAUCAAGGCACCCAAUAGGUGUGAAGACCCAGAUAGUUCAGACAAAUGUGAUUUUAGGGCUCAUGGCAUAAGCAAUAACGCAACAUUCAGCCUUGUAAUCGAUGUCCAUCCCUUCCAAGUCAUCGAAGUAAGUCAACAUAAUCGGGAAAUAAUCAGAUGUAUGCAAGAUCAAUACCGAUUACUCACUGGUCGGUGGCUGCCUGCUGUUUUUAAGUGGAAUAUUACUUCAGCUAAACUAGGAGCUGAAGAAAAAUUGCAGAAAAGGAUUCUUGACUUGAAAAUCAAAGUGGAAUUGAUGAUAAAAAAAUAUCAAGAAACUAAUCUUGCAAGUUGCAAACUAGAAAGUGAUUUAAACAGCUCUUCCGAUUCGGAUUUAGAAACUGUACCUGAUUUGGACAGCUAUGAUGAAAAUUUAUCCUAUAUAUUGAGCACAACAAACGCUACAGUGGAAGCCAAGCCAGAAAACCAUGGAUCUUUACUCCGUAAAAGGUGUAAAAAAAACAACAAAAGGACGUUGCCUCUUGAUAUAGAAUCGUAUGCAACUUCGCAGUCUAGUGUACCGGCUCCAACAUUUUCGCAAAACACCGUUGAAAGCUACUGGGUUCAGGAUCCGGAAAGUUGCUCUUCAGCAACCAUAGACUUGGUUACUCAUCCCGUAGACUUGGGGGAAACUUUCUCUCCAGUUAAAUGGUCUUGCAGGGCCCAAUUACCAAAUGGCAAACUUUGUCUUAGAAAGGAUAGGAAAAAAUGUCCUUUUCAUGGACCAAUAGUCGCUCGUGAUGAACAAGGUCGACCCAAAGAUCCUUCAACACUGCGCACUACUGUAAAAGAUGCUGUACCCGAAUGGCAAGAUCCUACUUUACUUGCGGAAAUUAAGGCUGCAACGGGUGUUGAUUUAACCAUGCCAAUCAGAGGAAAACGCGUUAGGAAAAAUCCUUUUCCUAAUUUGACGGAUUUAAAGACAUUAAACAAUUCGUCGAGAUCUCGUCUGGAAAAGAAAGUUUUCAAAAGGCUGUGUCAUAAGUCAAUACAGAAAUUGAAUUUAUGAUUUAA
Daphnia magna is the source of this 1948-nucleotide messenger RNA. Its product is annotated as UV-stimulated scaffold protein A. Gene Ontology annotation, biological process: response to UV; transcription-coupled nucleotide-excision repair. Gene Ontology annotation, molecular function: RNA polymerase II complex binding. The record is from RefSeq and is a predicted model, not a curated record. Bases 243 to 1943 code for a protein of 566 amino acids. Gene Ontology annotation, cellular component: chromosome. Lineage: Eukaryota; Metazoa; Arthropoda; Branchiopoda; Diplostraca; Daphniidae. The transcript is spliced from 5 exons.